Molecule: messenger RNA, 2085 nt
Organism: Galleria mellonella (greater wax moth)
Lineage: Eukaryota; Metazoa; Arthropoda; Insecta; Lepidoptera; Pyralidae
Product: ras-like protein family member 11A
Exons: 7
Coding region: 235-1239 (334 amino acids)
Molecular function (GO): GTPase activity; GTP binding
Source: RefSeq, a predicted model, not a curated record
CGUAGAGUAUACCCGGCAAUGUUGAACCUAGUCUGCAGUAAACUCAACUCAGUCAUAGUGCGUGAGUGCGGAGGGCGCACGCGACCUCCUCUGAAUACAUUUAUAUAUUUCAGUUUAUAUUGGAGUAUUUUUUAUAUUGAAAUAUAUCUCUUUAAUUAAUAAAAUACUUUCGACAUGUACAAGCAAACGUUACUUAAAAAUUAGCUGUUUAUAGUGGCGACGGUCAUCGCCUCGAUGAGCUCCACAACAUCUCCAAAGACUUCUCUCGCCAAAUUGGUCCUAUAUCCAAAGCCUAAACCAUUCAAAGUGAUGGUGUUGGGACAAUCUGGAGUUGGCAAAUCUGCUUUGGUGGUGAGAUUCAUAACACGACGUUUUAUCGGAGAAUAUGAUCCUAAUUUAGAAAAAACUUACUCAUUUCACACUGUAAUAGAUAACGAGAUGGUUUAUUUCGAAAUAUUGGAUUCCGCCGGAGAUUCACAUGAAAGUGAAUACGCAAACCUAGACAGUAACAUUCGAUGGGCCGAGGCUUUCAUCUUAAUGUACUCGGUCACAGACAAAUGUUCAUUUGACGAAUGCCAUCGUCUCAAGUUCCUUAUAAAUUAUAAUAAGCGGAGGCGACGACUUUCUUCCUCUAUGAAAGAUAGUCUUCCAGAGACACCAGUGGUGUUGGUAGCCAACAAAGCUGAUCAGAUUGGCGACAGAAUGGUCUCAACGGAAGAAGGUCAAAGGAGAAGCAAAGAGAUAGGCUGUGUCUGCUUUCAUGAAAUUUCUGUGAGGGAAAGCAUUGACCAGGUAUGGAGUGUAUUCAGUGAUGCGCGUCGGUUUUGGCGCGUAAGUAACAAAUGGUCCCGUGGUCGUGAGUGCCGUGAUACCAGCAUCGUUGGUAUUGGCACUGACUUGCGGCAGCCACCGGUAGCACUGGGUCGCACGCUAGCACGAACUAUCUCUGACUCCACAGACACUGCAGCAACCAUCACGACACCAGUUGGAGCAUUUUGUAAUCGCUGGACAGAAAUGGACCUUGAAGAAGAAGAUGAAAUCAGUGUGACUAGAAGUAACUCUACAUCAUCAUCCGGAAAAUCUGAAGAUACCGAAGAGUUUCGAGCGCGUGCCAGCACAGACUCCCGUUUGCCUCCACGACCAACGAGAACACGACAUCCAAACGUCAAUCGACCGCUCCCACCGCCCGCCAGGAGAAUGAGUGUAGCUAUGAGGGGAAAUAGUGCUAACACAUAUUGACUGUUUUAUAGAUACAUUAAAGAUAGUAUCUAUGGUCCUAUUGUAUAUGGAAUAAUGCUGCUUGAUGUAAAUUUGACAUAUGUUAAAUAAAAGGUACUCUACUGAUUACCUAGAAUAGAAAAAAUAUAAGAGAUUCUUAUAUUAUUAUAAAUAAUACUCUGUCUCUAUCUCUCUACCAUGCCUGACGUAACGGCGGUUCUAGAGUCGAAUAUAUGUUUAGUACGUAAUGAUGGCAAGAGACCUGACGGAGUGUCGCUUGUUUUUUAGAAGAGCUUGUCGUUAAAAAAUAAGACUCCAUUUGUUUUGAUACAUCGACUUCAUUACACAUCCUAAACAUUAAAAUAUAUAUCAUCAUCAUCUCAGUCAUUAUCUGUCUACUGUUGCACAUAGGCUUCCCAUAGAUUGUCAUAUAAGAAUGUAAGGAAAGGUCCUGAACCAUCUGCAUCCACUAACUUCCUGUAAUGCAUUUAAGGUCGUCACUUUAACUAUUGAGGAGGGGAGCAUCUUACACUGCGUGUGCCCGUCCGGAAUCGCCCCUCAAGAUCUUUUCUCCCCCAUCGGUUCAUAAUCUAGAGAAUUAGUUCAUUCUUCGUUUAAAUGGCUCAGUCUAGCCAUCCAACAAGGUAAUGCUGCCAACGUCUUAGAAACCCCUUCACAUGGGUCCAAUUUUAUUUUUUAUGUCAAAAAUUUUAUAAACAUUUAUAAUAUUUGGUAAAAAGAAUAUAAUUAUACAAACAAUUAUUUUUAAAAUGAAAUCAAAGAUCUGACUAUAAAUUAUAAAGGUAACCAAUAAUGUAAGCUAAUACUUUAAAAAUAAAAUUUAAAUAUUCAAUAUUCUGAUCACAA